Leptomonas pyrrhocoris is the source of this 3678-nucleotide messenger RNA. RefSeq names its product putative ATP-dependent DNA helicase. The coding region runs from base 121 to 3678 and encodes 1185 amino acids. Gene Ontology annotation, cellular component: nucleus. Gene Ontology annotation, molecular function: hydrolase activity; DNA binding; 3'-5' DNA helicase activity. The transcript has a single exon. NCBI's taxonomy places the organism in Eukaryota, Euglenozoa, Kinetoplastea, Trypanosomatida, Trypanosomatidae. The record is from RefSeq and is a predicted model, not a curated record. Gene Ontology annotation, biological process: recombinational repair.
AGUUUUCGCCCCCUCUCUCCCUCACUCCUUCUCGGAUUCGAACUGCAUCACGCACACCGUGGAGCUGGGGAGGAAAAGCACGUAACGUCGCUGCUGCUGUUUUUGUCUUCUCGUUAGACAAUGCAAGAAGUCCGCGAUGCGUCGGUAGCCAUCAGCGAAGGUGUCGGCAGCGGCGCGCAGCCCACCUCGCAGCAGGACGCAACGACAACGACGGCGCUCGCCGCCGUCUCCCGUCCCACCGGUCGUGCGCCGCGGACUUGCUUCACCUACGCGUCGCACCCGUCACUCCAAAGUCAUCGCGGAAGCCCUUUCGGUGCCAUAUCCUCCUCCACCUCAGCGGCAGCCGUGAAAACCCCUGCUGAAGCCUCUUCCUUGUCUGUCAGCUCCCCUGCCGCGGUCGCCGUCUCCUUGACACCUGACACGACAGCCGUGGCAGCUCCCACUGACAUGCAUGUGACAUCGUCGCAGCAGCAACAGCAACAGCAGCAGUCCGCAGCAUCGUCGUCGUCGUUGUCUUGCCCUCUCACCGCCACCGCAGCACCGCCGUGGCCGUCGUUCGGCAAAAUGGACGCCUCGCAGAUUGGCGCCGCCACCUACCCGACUGACGGUCCUCUCCUUCUACAGGCCGGCGCUGGCAGCGGCAAGACGCAGACGAUGGCCGCCCGCAUCGCUUUCCUGCUCGAAAGCGGGGUGCCGGCGCGGCGUAUUUUGGGCAUCUGCUUCACCCGGCAGGCGGCCGAGACGCUGCGUGAACGGGUGCGGUCCACCCUGCCCCCCUCCCUCGCCCGCCAGGCACACCUGCUGAAGCUCAAGACCUUCCACGCCUUUGGACUGGAGUGCCUCCGCCGCUUUGGGGAUCUGCCGGCCGACGUGCGCGUGCUGGACGCGCGCCAGCAGCACCAACUCGCCCGCAGCGUUGUCGAGGCCUACGCCCAGCGUGAGAAGAGCAGCGAGGCGGCGGCGGACUUGGUGGACUACGUGAACCGCGUCAAGACGAUGAAGGUGCCGCCGAUACCGCAGUCGGACCCCGGCAUGCAGGACGCCUAUCUUUUUCCGUUUUAUCAGCGCGUGCUGCACGAGGAGCACAACGCGGUCGACUUCGGCGACCUGCAGCAGAUGCUUUACGACCUGCUGCGUCCCGCUCCGGCAGGGGAGUCUCCAAGUGGUGGUGGUGGUGGUGGUGGUGAAGGGCAGCACGGAGGAGAUGCGCGCAGCACGGGUGAAGAGGCGUCCACACGGCUCGACGAGACGAGCGAGGGGUCCUCCCGACAGCAACCGCAUCCACAACCACAACAGCAGGCGCGUCAUCUUGUCCCGUCCCCCGUCUGCGCGGCGCUGCGGGCAGAGUACACCCACUUUGUCGUUGAUGAGUUCCAAGACUUCAACGAAAUUCAGGUUGAGCUGCUCGCCCUCUUGGCGGGUGAUGCGUGUCGCGUGACGUGCGUGGGCGACCCAAACCAGUGCAUCUACACCUGGCGGGGCGCCAUGCCAAACGUCUUUGGUGUGUGGAAGAGGCGAUUUCCGCAGGCGGCGCUGCUGACCCUCGCGCUGAACUACCGCAGCGACGGCCCCAUCGUGGACGCGGCAAACCGAGUUGUGAAGGCGACCCAGCAGGCCCAUCACCACCGCGAAGAGCGCGCUGUCACGUUGGUGCAGUGCUCCACCGAGGACGAUGAACUGCAGGCGGUGCCGUUGGUCGUAGAGCAUGUCUUGCGGCGCCGGGACCCGCAUCUCAGCUACGGCGACAUCGCUAUUCUGUGUCGCUCCCGCCGGCGGGUGCAGCUGUACUGUGACGUGUUGCGGGCGCAGCGAAUUCCGGUCCGGCAGCUCAAGGCGAUCUCCGUCGACCGGCUGUCCACGAUGCGCUCGUUUCUGGCGUUUCUGCGGUUGUGCCUCGCGCCGCACAGCCCGGAAGGGGACGCAGAUGUGCGCACGGUGCUGAACACCGCCCCGCUGCAUCGUCUGCCGGUGGCGUCGGCAAAGAAGUUUCUCCUCGCGCUGGACGCGGUGUGUCAAGCCCGGCGCAGCGCAGAGGCGGCGCAGAUUCGUGCGUGGCGGCACACGGUGGACGAUGGCAGCCUCGAGGACGCGACGGCAGCACAUCACAACGGCUGUAACUUCUCGGACCGCAUCCACGAUGUGCAGCUGGGUGAUCGUCAAGCCUCACGACAGCAGCGAUCGCACGAGCCCCUCGCCCCCGCCCUCGGCGUUCACCCCGAGACGUACUCCUUCUUCGCCGUGCUGCAGGAGCUCGUCUACCACAACUUCUCCCGCGAGGUGUUUCCAAAGCUGGAGGUGUCUAAGAAAAGCCAGAAAACGAUCCGUCACGUGGUGCAGCUCAUUUUGCACGCGCGGGAGAUGUUGGCGCAGCCCUCCUGCGACGUUGAGCAGGUGCUGCGCUACGUGCUGCGGGAAGGCGGCUACGAAAGUGAGAGCAUGUGUGCCGUGGCCACCCGUGCAGCGGUGGCGGAAGGAGGCGGCAGUGGCAGUGGCAGUGGCAGUGGCAGUGGCAGUGGUGGAGGGGGAGGUGUCCCGGUCGGCAAGCGACCGCGGUGUGAUGAUGCUGUCGAAGGCGCGAAAGAGAACGACGGCGCGCGCUCCGCCUGCCCGAAACGUGUCGCGACACUCUUAAUGGAGCAGUGCGCCGCAAACCACAACCAUCACCAGCAGCAACAGGAACAACAGCGUGGGCACUCGCCUCAUGACUGGCGACGACGGCGCUUCGGUGCGGCCUCGUCCUUCACCGCGAUUCGUGCUGGUAGGUGCGGCGGCAGCGGUGUUGCGGGCCACGAUGACGUGCUGCCCCCCGACGAGGAGGCCGUGGUGUGGCAGGAGCAGCGCAUGAACCUUGCGGAGCUCGUCCUCCACACCUAUCGUGGCGUGCAUGACGCCCUCCAACAGGAAGUGGCGCAACAAGUCGAGACGAACGCAGACGUGGAAGGCGAGAGCAACAGUGAAGACGGGGGUGCGGUGGAGGCCGAUGUGGCGGUAUCCUCCUCCGCCUCGCUCAGCCACAGCAAUAGUCACUCCCUUAGCAAGGGGCAGCACAACUUCUGCUCUCGCCAGCAGCGCCGCCCUCACAGCGUCGCGGACGACUCGGUGAGCGUCUUCAGCACCGGCAGCGGCGGAGCCGUCGCGACGCUGAUGCAGUCCCUGUGUCCCCCCGCCACGGUGCUGCGGCGUGUUCUGGACGAGUUUGUGACGCUCGUCUCCUCGGACGACUACGGCCCCAUGCGGGAGUCCGAAAAGACCUCCUCCUCCGGCGAUGAUGCGGGGGCCGCACCGCACUGGAUCGGACAGGUCACGGUGGGGACGGUGCACCGGGCGAAGGGGAUGGAGUGGCCGGCGGUGCUGCUGCCGGGGUGCUGGGUGGGCGAGUACCCCGUCCUCCCCCGCGAGGAGGAGAAGCGCGUCUUCUACGUGGGCAUGAGUCGCGCCAUGAAGCACCUCGUGUUUUUUACCGCCGCGUGGAAAGAGGCGGUGGGUGGAGACGUCAACGCCAGUGGGGAGGGCGGAAGGGUGGAUGUGGCCGGUAGUGGGGCGGGGGCGGGGACUGCGGCAUUGUACGGCACGGCGCUGGAGGAGACGCCGUAUCUCGCUGCUGUGGCCGACAAGCUGGAGCGGGUCGCCUUCGCUGAUCUCAAGGCGGCGUACUUGAAGGAGCGCGGCUACAUGUAA